CCGACUCUUCUUCUCGUUCGUUAUUCUUGUUGUUCUAUUGUGCCAAACGCCUAUUGUCAAACGCUCGCAUAAACAGUUAUCCGGAUUUAUGCACCGUCAUUACAUUCCUUUAACAUGGUUAACCCGCUCAUUGCCGUCCCUGCGGUAACAGGCCUUGCAUAUCGAGCGUGGUCGCGCAAGUCGUUAACGACCGUUGGAAGCAUCGUUGCCUUCGCUACAGCCGCUCUUCAUACUGUCCAUCCAUGGCUUUUGCCAUUUAUUCUACUCGCAGUGUUUUAUUUUUCUGGGUCUAGAGCUACAAAGGUCAAACAUGGCAUCAAAGCCCAAUUAACACUAUCUGCUUCCGGUGCCAGUGGAGGCGAAGGCCCUCGAACGCAUGUACAGGUUCUCGCGAACUCUCUCGUUGCUACGGUGCUCAGCGUGUUGCACACAUAUUAUUUGUGGAAUCAAGGCCGGUACUCAAAGGCGUGUUUGGCACAGGGGGCUGAUAUUGGGGAUAUCCUUGUUGUUGGAAUUGUCGCCAACUACGCAGCAGUCGCAGCCGAUACAUUCUCGUCCGAACUGGGCAUUUUGUCCAAGUCGAAACCACGUUUGAUCACAUCCCCGACCUUGAGAGUUGUUCCGCCCGGGACAAAUGGCGGUGUUACCCUAACUGGCUUGCUGGCGGGUGUUCUAGGCGCGUUUCUCGUAUCUUUUGCAUCCACCCUCACUCUUCCUUUCUGCGAGGACAGCUGGUCAUGGAUACAUCGGAUUCAAUGGCUCGUUGGGAUGACAAUUUGGGGCACACUCGGAAGUAUUCUCGACAGUUUUCUUGGUGGAUUUCUACAAGCUAGUGUCACUGAUAAGCGGACCGGGAAGAUUGUUGAAGGUAGCGGAGGUCGCAAAGUGCUGAUCCAUCCCUCAUCAGCUAAGUCUUCGUCAACCGCUACCAACGACGCGGGCAAGUAUAAUAGCAGCAUUCAUGCAACCGAGUCGAUCGCCAAUAUUGCCACUGGAGCAAGGGUGACAAGGUCACCUGCAAAGGCUCAAGCAGUCAUUUCCGCAGCAGGACCGGAGCAGCCUACUCGUAAGAUAGAGAGUGGCCAUGAUAUUCUGGAUAAUAAUGCAGUGAAUCUUCUGAUGGCAGCGACGAUGAGUGUGGGGGCGAUGCUUGUUGCUAGCUAUAUAUGGGAAGUACCGUUGACGGUUGAUGGGUUUUUAUAGUCGUAUCGAAGUGUGGUUUCGGAUUUUCGAUAGCAGCAGGGAUUGAGUUCUAAAAACAUUACCGCAACAUUUCUGCACCCUGAUACAAUUGUGUUACCAUUACACAACUAUAUAGUACACAACACUUAGUGUAGCUAACCUCACUAGCGGUUUGGGGGCAUUGCGGAAACUUUUGGUACCCUCCUCCACUUAGAAGAGCUCCUAUAUCAUGUGCAGCAUAUCUAUAUGAACUGUGAGUUGGGACAUAAAUGGGGCAUAAAAAGAGAAGAUUACAAUAUGUAUAACCAGACAGGCCUCAUACAUCUCGUAUUUAACUUCAUACAGAUAGCAAGACACAAAAUCUAACAAUGGCAAGAAUAAACUUUCGUCU
Messenger RNA from Talaromyces proteolyticus, 1573 nucleotides. RefSeq names its product DUF92 domain protein. The record is from RefSeq and is a predicted model, not a curated record. The transcript is spliced from 3 exons. Bases 115 to 1203 code for a protein of 362 amino acids. Gene Ontology annotation, cellular component: membrane. Lineage: Eukaryota; Fungi; Ascomycota; Eurotiomycetes; Eurotiales; Trichocomaceae.